UCCUUGCUCUCUACCAAUUGAACCCAAAUCUACAUCUGCUAGUUUUAUGAAAGGAGAUAAAUUUGUAGGUCCAUAUCGAGAAUUAAUUGGUUCUUUAUUAUACUUAGCAUAUGUUUCUAGACCUGAUGUUUUAUUUGCAGUUAAUUGUCUUAGUCAAAUUCAAAAAAAUCCUACUGAUGUAGCUUGGUGUGCUUUAAAGAAAUUGUUGAGAUAUUUGAAGGGAACUCAAGCUUUUAAAAUUGAGUAUAAAAGAAACAUUACAAAAGAAUCUAAUUUAUCUAUGUAUGUUGAUGCAGAUUGGGUAUCAAAUCCAAAAGACAGAAAAUCUAUAACUGGUUAUGUAAUAAUGUAUUGUAAUAAUCCUAUUUUGUGGCGUUGUAAUAAACAAAAUUGUAUAGCUCUUUCUUCAACAGAGGCAGAAGUACUUGCUUUAUGCAAAGGUGUUCAAGAUUUAUUACCACUGACAAACUUUAUAAAUGAAAUUAUUAAGGUUGAUAAUAUUAUCAUUUUCGAAGAUAAUCAAUCUUGUAUUAAAUGUGUAACCAAUGAAAAUUCUCAUGGCAGGCUAAAACAUAUCGAUAUCAAAUUGAAAUACAUUCGAAAUGCUAUUACUGAGAAUGAUAUUAAAGUUAGUUAUAUACUGUAA
Molecule: messenger RNA, 646 nt
Organism: Parasteatoda tepidariorum (common house spider)
Lineage: Eukaryota; Metazoa; Arthropoda; Arachnida; Araneae; Theridiidae
Source: RefSeq, a predicted model, not a curated record